Lotus japonicus is the source of this 2725-nucleotide messenger RNA. Its product is annotated as probable RNA-binding protein ARP1. Gene Ontology annotation, molecular function: RNA binding. Bases 1760 to 2503 code for a protein of 247 amino acids. The transcript has 7 exons. Lineage: Eukaryota; Viridiplantae; Streptophyta; Magnoliopsida; Fabales; Fabaceae. The record is from RefSeq and is a predicted model, not a curated record.
AGGGGCAUUUUAAAAAAAACAUUUAUCCUUCUCUCUCCCUCUUCACCUCUUCUCUCUUCAAACUUCUGAAGCCAUUACCACAACCGGCUGUACACUUCCAGAAACAGCCAAAGAAUAUUCUCUUCAUCUCCUUCUUCAAAGUGUUCUUCAAUUUCUCAACCUUUUCUCCCAGAACUAACCUUUUCUUCCAACACCAGAAGCAACCCAGAACCCCCCAAAAUGCAAACCCAGAUUCAAUCAAAGCCCCAUCUUCAAACCCCUAAAUACAAAGAGAGAUUUGGAGCACGAGAGCAUGAGCGACGGAGAGAGAGAGAGGUAGAGAAGAUCGAAGCUUCUGCAAUUUCUGGGUUGAUAUGUGUUUUCCCCUGGGUUUGGUUCGAUCUGUUACCACCAGACCCAAAUCUCACCUGUUCUUCUUCCUCUCCUUCCUGAUCAACGCUUAAAAUCAAGGUUAGGGUUCCAGUUGGUGGUAUAUUUGGGGGUUUGAAGAUUGCUUGAAUUUGGGUGAACGUGAAUCCACCAGAUGCAUGUGGUGUCGCUGAUAAUGGAGUUUGUGAGUCGAUUUGAAGGUAGGAGAUAUGAGAUUUUGGUAUGAGCAGGAAGGGUGGUGGUGGUUCUGGCGUUGCAAGAGUUGAAACAGAAUGAGGUCGUGGUAUUGUUUGGUUGCACGAGAUUGAUGUUGUUGUCCAAUUAGAUUUGCUUCUGCAAUCCACCGGAAGAAUUCUGUUUCUAAUCCGUUGAGAUUCAGAGGAAAGAAGUGUUAUAGAAGAUGAAGGAAAAAGUUGAGGGUGGCUUUGGCUUCUCUUCACAUGGUUUGAGGAUGAAGGUGAUGAAAAUGUUAGGGAAAGAGGUUGAUGAAAAUGCUCACGGUAACGUUGAGAAAGAUGAAGAAAUUUGGUGACUGAAUUGUGAAUUGUGACGGAGUUGUGACGGAUUAUCUCCGUCACUAGUCCCAAAAAUAAAAAAUUCUAUUUCUUAAUUAAAUUAUUAAUAUUUUUCAAUUAAAAUAUUAUUAAAUAAUACCACGUCAGCGAUCUGUUAGGUUUUAAACGGAAGUUGGACGGAAAACCAAUUUUGCAACCGGGUGUAAACUUCAGGGUCGCUUUUUGCUAAUUUUGAAGUUUGGGGACGAUUUACGCAGGAAGGACAAAGUUGGGGAUCAAAAGUGCAAUUAAGCCUUAUUUUAUACAUGGGAUAUGAUAUAUAGAACUCAUAAAACAAAUAUUUUAUGAAAUAUUAGUUACUUAUUUUACAUGCUCCACCUAACAAUCGUAUCUCUUAAUUUUAUUUUAAUAUUCUUACCUCUUUUAAUUUGGACGUGAAAUUGGAGUGAGAAUAGAUUAUUUUCCUGCUAAAUUAUAUAUUACUCUUCUAAUCAGUAAUCAAUUAAUCAUGAUAUGCACAAAUAUUGCAUAAAUAAAUUGUUUCCUUUUAAAAAAAAAUUACUUGUUCUUGUCUUUUCUUUCUCUUUUUGGCCUUCUCUGUUUUUACUCUCCUACACUUGAUUACUAGUCAUAAAGUUUCUUGUUAAGGGAAUCUUUGUUGUGGAAUCUGAGGAGACAUCAGUGUGAAAAUCAAGUAGUUUUUCUUUGCUAGAAUGAGCCAGAACCAGAACCAGAACCAUAUGGAAGAUUUCCUCAGGGGUCGAUUUGAUUGAUUGUUUACUAUUCAUACUUUACAACCAACCAAACGGCUAUUCUGACUUUUUGAUCUCUCUGCCUCUUCGUCUAUUGUUAAAGUCUUUGUGAGUUGAAUUGAGAUGUCACAGCCAAGGCAAAACAAGAUGAUGAUGAGUCCAAACACGACCUAUUCUAAGAUCUUUGUUGGAGGGUUGGCUUGGGAAACCAAGAGAGACACACUGAAACACUAUUUUGAUCAGUUUGGGGAGAUCAUAGAGGCUGUUGUCAUCACUGAAAGAAAUACUGGAAAAUCAAAAGGAUAUGGCUUUGUGACUUUCAAGGACCCAAAUUCUGCAACAAUGGCUUGCCAGAAUCCAAAUCCUGUGAUUGAUGGGAGGAGGGCUAACUGUAAUAUUGCAGCAUUUGGUGCACAAAAAACUGAUCCAUCAAUAACAGGAAGGUACAAAUUCAGAAGCCCUUCAUGCAAUAGUGUACCAAUCCAAUUUCAAGGCACCUCUACUUAUUAUGAUCAGCAUAUACCCCAGUAUUCAUAUCAGUAUCCACUCUACAGGUAUCCUGGUUAUCCUCGUCCACAGCAUAUUCAUGACAUGAACUACUAUAAUGCAUAUGGUGGACAGCAACUUCCAUUUCACUAUUUUCCAGCAUACUGCCAACCCUUUUAUGGUCUUAGUAGACAGUUUGUUCCAACAGCAUAUGUGAAAAAGACACAAUUCCCUGAAAUAUCACCUCAGGAGUUCACAGUUUGCAUAUCAGAACCGAUUUCACCUUCUCUUUCAAUUCCCGGCACAGCAGGGUUUAUCAAAGAAACAGUAGCUGCAACAGGAGUUGUAAGAUCCCCUCCAGAACAGAAAUCUUCAGCUUAAGCUCGUGAUGAGGAGAUUCCAUCAACUGAUUAGAAGAGAAGAAGCAAAAAAGAAAAAUGACACUGCUCAAUAAACCAGAAUGCUCUAAGAGCAUGUUCAAUGAGGUGGUCAUGCAAGUAACAUAUAAACAUGUUUUUGAAUAGGUGAUCUUAGGACUCUUGGUUUGUUCAGUGUCUUGAAAUUCUUAUUUUGAGGAAUCUAUUGCAUUCAUUACUUAGUUUU